Messenger RNA from Entamoeba invadens IP1, 2400 nucleotides. RefSeq lists its product as hypothetical. The record is from RefSeq and is a predicted model, not a curated record. NCBI's taxonomy places the organism in Eukaryota, Evosea, Mastigamoebida, Endamoebidae. The transcript has a single exon. Bases 1 to 2400 code for a protein of 799 amino acids.
AUGAUUAUGAUAUUUUUACUUCUUAUUGUGUUUUCUCAUGGAAUUGAUAUCUUCAUUUCUACAGAGGGACAAGAUUAUUAUGACGGUUCUUAUAACAAACCUUAUAGAACAGUGCAAGCUGCCAUUGAUUCAUUUACAAAAAAAGAGUUACCAACAGAAGGAGUUACUUUUAAAUUGUCUCCAGGAUAUCAUAAAAUGAUAAAUAAAACACUAACUAUCACACUUAACAAUUUGAACAACACAAACAAUGUCCCUCUUAAGUUUACAAACACUUUUCCAAAUAAAAAAGCCACUUUAGUUGGAGGAACCCAAAUCCCAUUUGCAGCCUUCAGAAAAUUAGACGAACAAAAAGACUCAAAGCAGUUCAACAAAAUACAAGAAAGUGUCCGUUCGCAAGUGCAAGUUUGUGAUUUGAACACUUUAGACGACAAAAUCAAUUUGAUUGACUUAGCUGAACUGAAGACAACUGAACUUUUUGUUGAUGACAGUAGAAUGAAGAUAGCGCGAUAUCCAAAUAAAGAUGUCACUUCAAAUGAUAACAAGACAGACUCCAUAUAUGUGGUAAAAGGAACGUUCUCUCCAGAUGUUUCUGGUUAUUAUCGAACGUCUUCAAAACGAUGUGAUGGGGAAAUGGUAUACCAAAAGACAGUUGCUGUCAAUAGUAAAACUUAUUAUAUUUACACGACAAAUGGAACUUAUUACCUAUCAACAAGAAGUGAUUGUAAAGUACCAGUAAUUACAGAUGGCGCUUCUUGGAGCUCGAAGAGAGACUCUUUAGCUGGAAAUAUUAGUCCAUUGGCAAAUUCAGGAGCAAGUGGCAUUGUCAAUAUACCAGAUGAGGGAUACAUAUACAGAGGAUUCAUGUUUACUGCUUUUGCAGAUACAACAACAACAGAUACAAAGGAGUUUGGGUAUAACAACGACCGAAUUAAUAACUGGAAAUACACCAAAAAUAUGUGGGUGAAGGGGUAUUUCAAGUAUAUGUGGGCGGACAACACUGCUCAGAUUGUUAGUAUUGAUACAACAAAGCGAACCAUCACACUUGAUAAGAAAGCAACAUAUGGGAUAUUCCCCGAAAAGCCAUUCUUUGUGUAUAAUUUGAUUGAAGAAUUGGAUGAAGAAGGUGAAUAUUAUAUAGAUAGAGAAGACAUGAAGAUAUAUGUUAUAUUUUAUGGACAUCCCAAAGAAAUUUGGAUAUCACAUUCAAUAAAGGAAGCACUCAAAAUCGAUAAAGUUGGGAAUGUCGAAUUGACUAAUUUGGAUUUCAAAUACUUUCCUUGUGGUAUUGGAAAUGUUAACAGUGACAAUGUGAAAAUCAGUGGGUGUACAUUCUCACACUCAAGUGACAUUGGAAUUGAAUUUUAUGGGAAAAAUCAUAUGAUUGUUAAUAACACAUUCCUCGACUUUUCGGCAACAAUUUUGUCAAUAAAUUGUGGGGUGAGAGCAACUCUUGAAUACGGGAAUUGCAUUGUGAAAGAUAACACAUUUUCUGUGUUUUCACAAGGACAUUACACGUACAAACCUGCCAUAAUACUCAACGGAGUUGGUAAUAAAGCGACUCAUAAUUAUAUUGAAGACAGUCCACAUGAAGCAAUUAAGUACAGUGGUAAUGAAAAUGAGAUCAGUUACAAUAUAAUAAAAAACGUGUGUUUAUAUGCAAGUGAUGCAGGUGCAAUAUACUCUGGACGCAGAUGGGAUUACAGAGGCAAUGUAAUUAAAUACAAUCGAAUAUACAACUUGACUGGAUGGGGGAAAUCAAAUUCGUAUGUGCAAGGGAUAUACAUGGAUGGGAUAUUAGCUGGUGACAAAGUGUAUGGCAACAUCUUAAACAAGAUCAAUGGGAAAUGUAUAUUACAUGGAGGUGGACGUGAUGUUGAAGUAACAAAUAACAUUAUGUACGAUUGUUAUGUGGCAUUUUUGGAAUACAAUGGAGGGCCUACUUAUUAUUCAACAAAGAGUGGAGACUCAUGGAAUCUGCUUGAAAGGUGCAGUGAUGAAAAUGUGAAUAGACUUGUAGAUCCAUGGAAGAGUAGAUAUCCAUUGUUGUAUAAAAUACCAAACGACAACAAUAGAAUUAUUAAUGAAAAGAAUUGGCUACAACCAGAGAACACAGUGGUCGAUUGUAACGUUAUAUAUAAAACAGUUAAAACUGAUUUUGAAGGUAACAAUUUACUCUAUGACUAUUUCAAAACAUUCAAUGAUCAUAAAUACAAUUCAAGCAUUGACCCAUUAUUCGUAGACCCCGAAAAUCAAAAUUUCAAACUGAAAGAACACUCCCCUGUUUAUGAUAUGGGUUGUUGGAAGGAAAUUCCCUAUGACGAAAUUGGGAUCACAAAGAGUGGUGCUUCAAGUGUUGGACAUUUGGUUCUUAUCUUCACAGUAAUAUUUAUAAUUAUUUAG